UCACCGGCCCACUAGCAACCCCCACAUCAUUAUGUUACUGCUCCCAAAGUGCAAUCGUCAUGGACCUAGCGAGGCCAUCCCAAAACCAGACGAACCAACCAACAUUCUCGCAUAACUUGGAGCAGGCCGGCCCACCGCCACUCCUCGUCGUCGCCGACGUGACGUACUCCCCCGAUCUCCCGUCGCCACCGCGAUCUCCGGACGCAGACUACUAGAUAGCCCGCCACCAGCUACAAUUUGUUGCGUGAACCCAAGUGGAAAACCAUCUGCUCCUGCUAGAAACCAACCAACUGAUCAUCUCAUCAGUUGGAGAUCGCGAGAUGAUCUCGGCCAUCUGCUGGAUCCCCCGGGGGGCGGUCAAGACCGUCCCGCUCGUCGCGGCGCCGCCCACGCGAGAGGAGAUCCACGCGGCCAUCGGCGCCGCCGCCGCUUCGGAGAGGCGCCGCCGUGAAGAAAUUGAUACUGACGAUGAUGGCAUGGACGACAUUGACGGAGCUCAGGAGGAGGACGAGGUGGCUCUGCAGAGCGAUGAUUGUAGUGUUGAUUACAUUGCUGAUGGCCUCCGCGAGCUUGACAUGGAGAAUUACGACGACGAGGAUGGAGUAAUUAAGGAUCUCUGCUCUGGGUCAAGCGACUUGUACUAUCCAAGUAACGACAUGGAUCCUUAUCUUAAGAACAAGAACAAUGGCCUGGAUGAGGACGAGGAUGAUGAGAGAUUGAAGAUAAGACUGUCAAACCUACUGAUUCGAUGAUCGUCACUGCACACAGCAAGGAUUACAACAAUUACCUAAAGGCGAGUAUAGCAGCUACCAAUAAGAAGUGGGGCAAUCGCAAAUUUUUCAGUUGAAUCGUUAUUGCAAGGCCGCAGCUAGAAAAUUAUAAAAACAUCACUAGAACUGUCAUUUGAGUGGUAUCCUUACAAAAUUGAAAAAAAACAGUGGCAAAUUUGCAA
This is a messenger RNA of Oryza sativa Japonica Group (Japanese rice), 952 nucleotides long. NCBI's taxonomy places the organism in Eukaryota, Viridiplantae, Streptophyta, Magnoliopsida, Poales, Poaceae. The record is from RefSeq and is a predicted model, not a curated record.